Grammomys surdaster is the source of this 3972-nucleotide messenger RNA. RefSeq names its product paired box 2 (gene Pax2). Gene Ontology annotation, molecular function: RNA polymerase II cis-regulatory region sequence-specific DNA binding; DNA-binding transcription factor activity, RNA polymerase II-specific. Gene Ontology annotation, biological process: regulation of transcription by RNA polymerase II; anatomical structure development. NCBI's taxonomy places the organism in Eukaryota, Metazoa, Chordata, Mammalia, Rodentia, Muridae. The coding region runs from base 490 to 1740 and encodes 416 amino acids. The record is from RefSeq and is a predicted model, not a curated record. The transcript has 11 exons.
ACUUCUCUGCCAACUUCGCCAACUCGCCGGCACUUGGAGCGGCCCGGCUCCCCUCCUGGCGCCCUCGGGCCGCCCCCGCCCUGAGCUCCCUUGGUUCAGAUCCUCUCGGACGACCGGGCUCCAGGGGAGCCGAGUGAGCCGUCUUCCCUAUCCGGCCUUAGCUCUGGCCGCAGCUGGCGCGCGAGCCAUGCGCCCCCAGUGCCCCUUGGUCCAGCCCGUCGCCCGGGGGCUGCUUUGCUGACUGCCCAGCCGCGUGCCCCAACGGUGGCAAGUUGCAGCCGCUGCGGUUGCAAACCCCAGCGGGCCCGGAGGAGUCCCGGCGUGGAGCGCAGCGCGGCGCCCCCCCGCCCUCGCUUGCCCCCCAGCAGCCGGGCGCCCGCUCACUCUCCAUCCCCCACCGCCCCUUCCUUUUCUCCUCAAGUCCUGAAGUUGAGUUUGAGAGGCGACACGGCGGCGGCGGCCGCGCUGCUCCCACUCCUCUGCCUCCCCAUGGAUAUGCACUGCAAAGCAGAUCCCUUCUCCGCGAUGCACCGGCACGGGGGUGUGAACCAGCUCGGGGGGGUGUUUGUGAACGGCCGGCCCCUACCCGACGUGGUGAGGCAGCGCAUCGUGGAGCUGGCCCACCAGGGUGUGCGGCCCUGUGACAUCUCCCGGCAGCUGCGGGUCAGCCAUGGCUGUGUCAGCAAAAUCCUGGGCAGGUACUACGAGACUGGCAGCAUCAAGCCCGGAGUGAUUGGUGGCUCCAAGCCCAAGGUGGCAACGCCCAAAGUGGUGGACAAGAUUGCUGAAUACAAGCGACAGAACCCGACUAUGUUCGCCUGGGAGAUCCGUGACAGGCUGCUAGCUGAGGGCAUCUGCGACAAUGACACAGUUCCCAGCGUCUCAUCCAUCAACAGGAUCAUCCGGACCAAAGUUCAGCAGCCUUUCCAUCCAACGCCGGAUGGGGCAGGGACAGGAGUGACUGCCCCUGGCCACACCAUCGUUCCCAGCACAGCCUCCCCUCCUGUUUCCAGCGCCUCUAACGACCCAGUGGGAUCCUACUCCAUCAAUGGGAUCCUGGGGAUUCCUCGCUCCAACGGUGAGAAGAGGAAACGCGAGGAAGUCGGGGUUUACACUGAUCCUGCCCACAUUAGAGGAGGUGGAGGUUUACAUCUGGUCUGGACUUUAAGAGAUGUGUCUGAGGGCUCUGUCCCUAAUGGAGACUCCCAGAGUGGUGUGGAUAGUUUACGGAAGCACCUUCGAGCCGACACCUUCACCCAGCAGCAGCUGGAAGCUCUGGAUCGAGUCUUUGAGCGUCCUUCCUAUCCCGAUGUCUUCCAGGCUUCAGAGCACAUCAAAUCAGAACAGGGGAAUGAAUACUCUCUCCCAGCCCUGACCCCUGGGCUUGAUGAAGUCAAGUCCAGUCUAUCUGCAUCCACCAACCCUGAGCUGGGCAGCAAUGUGUCAGGCACACAGACAUACCCCGUCGUGACCGGUCGUGAUAUGGCGAGCACCACUCUACCUGGUUAUCCCCCUCAUGUGCCCCCCACUGGCCAGGGAAGCUACCCUACCUCCACCCUGGCAGGAAUGGUGCCUGGGAGCGAGUUCUCAGGCAACCCAUACAGCCAUCCCCAGUACACCGCCUACAAUGAGGCUUGGAGAUUCAGCAACCCCGCCUUACUAAGUUCCCCUUAUUAUUAUAGUGCCGCCCCCCGGGGCUCCGCCCCUGCCGCUGCUGCCGCUGCCUAUGACCGCCACUAGUUACCGCGGGGACCACAUCAAGCUUCAGGCAGACAGCUUCGGCCUCCACAUCGUCCCCGUCUGACCGCCCACCCCAGAGGGAGGGAGGACCGAAGCGACGCGCUGCCUCUCGGCCACCGUCCCUGUCCCACCCCCACCUCCAGACACCCCGACCCCCGCAGCCCUUCACAUCACCCUGUCGAUGGCCAGACAGGACAGGUGGAGCUGCGGUGGGACCCUCAGGCCCCAGCCCCGCCCGUCGCCCCUCCCCGUCUGCCUGAACCGCGGCGCCGCCCGGAAGCCCGCCGGCCUCUGGCCCGCGCGCCGGACACGUUUCUGUGACACACAAUCAGCGUGGCCCACCCGGGGGCAGCCCACUUCGGACGCCCGGGAGCCGGGAGGCUUCGCUGGAGACGCUGAGCAAGGGAAGCUAAGGAAAGGACUUCGUGCUGAAGGAGGAGCCGCCGGCGAGACCCUUGGGGGGGAAUCCUGCCCCACCCCCUUGUGCCUGCCAGGCUGACCCCGCCUUCUGUCUGCGCCCGGCCCCCGACUGUGACACUGGGACGCAAAGGUCGGACUCGAGGGACAGCGUUUGGGGUGACGGCGUGUUCCAAGGCUGGUACCCAAGGCGAGCAGACGCCAACUGAGCUCAUCCACCUGAACUGCCUAGUUCCCCGGGGCCUGGGAUCGCCUCCUGCAGUGACUCUACUCUCGGCCCCGCCUUGCCCCUACGUCAGCGCCUCUUCCACCUGCUGGCCUCUCAUUUUUUCCUUCCUGCGCUUCCUUGGCUCAUCCCACGACACCUUGUGUUUGGCCCCAAGCACGCAGCCACGUCGGGGCCACCGCGGGAACCGUGUCCUCAGGCUGCGGCUGCGAGCAUUGAACUUUCCCAUCAGUAAUGUGCUGUCCCCCCCCCACCCCUCAACUCUCCCAUCCCAAACUUCCAACCUGCGGACGCAAGGAGCCCGGAGGGAACUGACGACCGAGCUGCCCGAGAUGAAAACUCCGGGCUGCCCGCCCUAUUCCCCCACCCCCCAGCCUUCCCUUGGGCAGGAGCUGAACAGAGCCGCAAAGGAAAAAAAAAAGUCUACACUUAUUUAAUAUGAUGGUCUUUGCAAAAAUGAACAAAACUAAAACCUAACAGGCUGCUUUGUAGAAAGACGGUGCGUGCUGUGGAGGCGAACCUCUCUCUGUACAUAUCCCCUCCCUCUCUGUCCCGCCCCGCCGGGUACCGUAGAGUCUCUGUCCUCCCCAACUCCACCCUGCCUGUAGAUACACCCUUCUGUCCGUGCUGUGAGAGUCGCCGCUCGCUAGGGGGGAGGGGGGGACACAGCUACAUGCCCACUAAAGCACAGCACGUCCUAGGGGAGGGGGGCAUUUUUUACGUUACAAAAAAAAUUAUGAAAGAAAUCUCUAUGCAAAAUGACGAACAUGGUCCCGUGGACACCUCUCGCCUGUUUUGUUGGCUGUUUCUCUGUAAUUCCGUGUUUUCCCGCUCACCACCCUGCAUCUCUCCCAUUUCAUCUCCCUUUACUCUGCUGUUCUCCACCCUUCUGUGUCUCUUUCUCUGCUUCACUUGUCUCUGUCUCGGUCCCUUCUGCCUCAGGCCUCCAAGGCUACAUUAAAGGUGGCAGAGCCAACCUCGGGGCUUGUCCCCUUGUGGCCAUGCCCCACGUGCCCGACAAGGCCGCCCUGCCCCGCCCCACCCUGUAGUUGCUCUCUCGGUAGCGGCGAUGCUCCCUGCAUGUCUCCUCAACCGUGGAUCGUGACGACUCGAAAUAACAGAAACAAAGUAAAUAAAAGUGAAAAAAAUAAGUAAAUAAAUAAAUAAAUAAAUAAAUAAAAAUCCUUGAACAAAUCCGAAAAGGCUUGGAGUCCUAGCACAGAUUGCCUUUCCCUUCGAGCCUUUUUAUUUGAAAAGGAAAGCGAGAAAAGAAAACAGUCUAAGGGAACUGCCGGCGUCCGACCGUGGCUGGAGCCGGAUGGCGAGGGCAACGAGGUCCCAGCUUCGAGGCCCAGGCUGACCCCAGUCUUGUGUGGAGCUGGCCGCGCUCCAGGAGUGCGGAAUCCAGAAUAAGGCUUAGCCUUCCACAAGUGCCGGGCUCCUCCGACACUUUCAGCUUGUCGGUUCGUUUUGAUUAUUUUUUCCUUUUUUUUUCUUUAUUUCUUUCUUUCCUUCUCUCUCUUCUUUCUUUUUUUGUGCACAUGAUAAAUAAUAAUAAAUAAUAAUAAUAAAAUUUUGUAUGUCACUCC